CCCCAGACCUCAUGGCUUGUUCAAAGCGGGUAACAGUGCCAUCUCACAGCUCCAGGGUCCACGAUUUGAUCAGGGUUGCUGUCUACGUGGCGCUUCACAUGCUUUCCCCAUGUCCGUGUGCAUUUCCUCUGGGUUCCUCCCACCUAUCUAUGUUAAAAUUCCCUACAUGUGAAUGUGGGUGUGUGAUGAACUGGUGUCCCAUUCAGGGUGUGUCCUCGCCUCAUGCUCAGUGUUCUGAGGACAGGCACCAGAUCCACCUCAGCCCUGAACACGAUAAAACAGUUACUGAAGAUGAACGAAUGAACGAAUGAAUGAAAAACCCAUGAAGGCUCUAAAUAUAGCUGAAUCAAAUUGCCUUAGGCUGGACUGGAGCUAAAUUUUGCAGGAAGGCAGCUAUCCAAGAGAAGAUCCGUCAUGUAAAUUGCAACUGGAGUUCAGUGUCCCUUUAAAAGCAUCUCUGGGAGACUGCUGCAGUUCCUCUCAGCACCGCUAGGAGAAUCUUUGCUCCAUUUUCUGAAGCUCUCACAAGCGGCUUCAUCCCUGCCUUGCUGGGGGCAAGUGGGAGAAAUCGGCGUGUUAUCAAGCUGUACACUCUAAAAUCGCGAGGAGCGGAUAAAAAAGGGGGGGAAAACCCCAGAAGAAAAAGCGGCUCGGUUUGUUAGUUUAGUUUAGCAUCACUGCAGGGAGGAAUUCGCGCUCGAGACGCAAAAAAAAAAAAAAAAAAAAAAAAAAGGAGCUUCUGCAUCCCGCUGUUGUAGAAAUGAGGAGAUUCGCUGUGGAUUAAAGGCACAUCUUAAAACUGCGUACAGGAAAAUGAUGUUUACUCUGUGAAAUAAAUUGGACGGAAUAAUGCUGCCCGGCUGAGUGAAGUCUGGUUUUUUUUUUUUUUUUUUUAAAUCUUGUAUGUGCUUUUUUUUCUUGGCUGGAUUUUCUUCCUUCGGAUUCCUUUUUUCUUCUCUUUUUUUUCCUAUGUCAGAAGAAGAAAUGCUCUGAACACUGGAAAAGGCGAAGAGGAAAACUAUCCGAGGAUAUAGACCUGGGGCCUCAGCGGGCUUGAUUUAUCUGUCCACAACCAGUCGUGAAUGGCUAGCAUGGAGAGCGGCUGCGUGGAUAGGACGUGACCUGACGAAUAGCGUGUGGCGAAGAUGUUGCUUUGCCACGCAUAGCGCUCGAUGUGGGAACCCUUGCCAUGCGAAGAACCACUGGACGUUUCGAGAGUUCUACGUUCCGAAGGUGUGACCUCUCGGUUUUGAGCGUGUCCAGUCAAAGGAUAUAGCGGAUAUAAAACCAGUGUCGGAGCUUGCAUCACUGUGGGGGAGGGGAGGGGAAUUAGCGAACUAUGCUCGGCCAGCUCGGUCGACCCUGGAGUGCCAUGCAGUCACGGCCGGAUAUGGGCGCUGGCCUGGAGCUGCCCUCCCUGCUGUGGGUGCUGGCCUUGGCGCUCCAGACUUGGGUGGGUGCUGCGGAGAAGCUGGACGAGUUGGACCCCGUGGUGACCACGGCAUACGGCAAGCUGAGGGGCUUCAAGAAAGAACUGAACAACGAGAUCCUGGGGCCCGUGAUCCAGUUCCUGGGCGUGCCCUACGCGGCACCUCCUACAGGGGAGAGGCGAUUUCAGCCCCCCGAGCCGCCCGUGCCCUGGCAAGACAUCCGCAACGCCACACACUUUGGCCCUGUGUGCCCACAAAGCGUUGUGGAGGGCAGGCUGCCUGAUGUCAUGUUGCCCGUAUGGUUCACCAAUGGCCUGGAGGUGGUUUCGACCUACGUGCAGGAGCAGAGCGAAGACUGCCUUUUCCUAAACAUUUACGUGCCCACAGAGGAUGGUCCUCUUACAAAGAAACAGAAUGAUGAUUUAGGUGAUAAUGACGGUGCAGAGGAUGAAGACAUCCGUGAGAGUGGAAGUCCCAAGCCGGUGAUGGUUUUCAUCCAUGGCGGAUCUUAUAUGGAAGGCACAGGAAAUAUGUUUGAUGGCAGCAUCUUGGCCAGUUAUGGCAAUGUCAUUGUCAUAACCGUGAACUACCGGCUUGGUGUGCUAGGUUUUUUGAGCACAGGAGACCAGGCGGCCAAAGGCAACUAUGGGCUCUUAGAUCAGAUCCAGGCGCUGCGCUGGACUAGUGAAAACAUUGCCUUCUUUGGUGGUGACCCUUUACGCAUUACAGUUUUUGGAUCUGGGGCUGGGGCAUCUUGUGUGAACCUCCUCACGCUGUCCCAUUAUUCUGAAGGUAACCGCUGGAGCAAUUCGACCAAAGGCUUGUUCCAGAGAGCCAUAGCUCAGAGCGGCACGGCCCUGUCCAGCUGGGCAGUGAGUUUCCAACCAGCUAAAUACGCACGCAUGCUGGCCAGAAAGGUAGGAUGCGACUAUCACGACACAGUGGAACUGGUGGAGUGCUUGCAGAAGAAGGACUACAAGGAGCUAGUGGAGCAAGACAUCCAGCCUGCUCGCUACCACAUUGCCUUUGGCCCAGUCAUUGACGGUGACGUGAUCCCGGACGACCCGCAGAUUCUCAUGGAGCAGGGCGAGUUCCUUAACUACGACAUUAUGCUGGGUGUGAACCAGGGUGAGGGUCUCAAGUUUGUUGAGCUGGUGGUGGAUGGAGACAGUGGUGUGCAGGCCAAUGACUUUGACUACGCUGUGUCCAGCUUCGUGGAUGACCUAUACGGCUACCCUGAGGGCAAGGAUGUGCUGCGUGAGACCAUCAAGUUCAUGUACACGGAUUGGGCUGAUCGACACAAUCCAGAGACCCGUCGGAAAACACUGCUGGCGCUCUUUACUGACCACCAGUGGGUAGCGCCUGCUGUGGCCACAGCUGACCUGCACUCCAGCUUCGGCUCGCCCACUUACUUUUAUGCUUUCUACCACCACUGCCAGACAGAGCAGGUGCCCGCGUGGGCAGAUGCAGCUCAUGGAGAUGAGAUCCCUUAUGUCUUUGGCCUGCCUAUGAUCGGACCUACUGAGCUCUUUCCCUGCAACUUCUCCAAGAAUGAUGUGAUGCUCAGCGCUGUGGUCAUGACCUACUGGACCAACUUUGCUAAAACGGGUGACCCCAACCAACCAGUGCCGCAGGACACCAAGUUCAUCCACACCAAACCCAACCGCUUUGAGGAGGUAGCGUGGACGAGGUACAACCAGAAGGAGCAGCUGUAUCUACACAUUGGCUUGAAACCACGUGUCAAGGAGCACUACCGUGCUAACAAGGUCAACCUGUGGCUCGAGCUUGUCCCGCACUUACACACCCUCAACGAGGUCACACAGGUCGUUUCAUCCACCAGCACCACCACCAAGGUGCCUGCACCAGAUGAGACGCCACGGACUCCCAAGAAGAUGCCAGCCAACACCAAGAGGCCCUUUCCCACACCUCUCCCCACUGAGACACAGGAUGCAAACCAAAAUCAGAACCACAACCAACCGUUCCUGGUGGAGCAGCGUGACUACUCUACCGAGCUGAGUGUCACCAUCGCUGUUGGAGCUUCUCUGCUCUUUCUCAACAUCCUGGCCUUCGCUGCACUCUACUACAAAAAGGACAAGCGGCGGCAUGAUGGGCAUCGGCGUGGAAGCCCUCAGCGCACCAAUGCCACCAGUCAACUGGCACCUGUACCUGACGAGGAGCUCAUGUCGCUGCAGAUGAAGCGUGGUGAGCUGGAGCGUGAGUGCCCACUUGUCUUGAGGAGCGGCUGUCCACCUGACUACACCUUAGCCAUGCGUCGCUCACCUGACGAUGUACCUCUCAUGAGCGCCAACACCAUCACCGUCUUGCCCAGCACCAUGCCCAGCGCCCUCGGGCCGUUGCAUCCGUUCAACAGCUACGCAGGAGUGCAGCACAACAACACACUGCCCCACCCACAUCCUCAUUCGCACUCCACAACCAGAGUAUAGCCACACACGUGCACACAUGUACUCAAAGGAUUUUGAAUUUGGUGAAGCAUAUCUGUGCUACCAUCAUUUUUCUGAACAUGGAAUAAACCGUGGGGUUUCUUUUGUCUCCUUUCAGAGGAAAACUACCAUUUUAUAUUAGAAAUAUGAAAUGAGGAGAAAAUUGCAAAACAAUUUCAGAUUUAUGAAAAAUAACAAACAGAGAUGGAUGAUUUUUUUUUUUUUAAAUCCUGGUAUCAUAGACAAAGCCAGGCCUAUUUCCUGACAUAGAAGUAUCACUACAAGUUGGCUUGAAAGAAUGGUUUGAUUCAGUUACUGCUUUACAGAGGCUGUGGCAGAGCGUGCGCGUAGGAGGCCCUGUGUAAAUGAAAGAAAAUAUACAGUUUUCCAGAGGCACUCGAUUUUCGAGUACUCACUCUGGGGAGGACAGGAGAUGCUGCUUACUUAAUUUAGGCAUGUAUUCUCCUGUAGAUGGACGCAUUGUAAGAUACGGAAUAAAACAUUACUGGAAAACGAGGGGUGGACAAGAACUUCUCAAGAAUAUGCACAAUGUCUUGGAAUCUUUUUUUUUUUUUUGUCAAUUUAUUUUUGGGAACAAUUUUAUUGUAUAGAAUCUAUUUACAUAUCUAGAUAUGUACGCAAAGCUGUUUAAGCUCCGACUCUGGGGCAUCAGUACUGGAGAAUCUGCCAGCAGUUCAUAUAGCAGGGUGGGAACGUGUCACUGGUUUUCUGGCUUCAUCACACAAGUGCUGUCUGUAUGGAGAACUGGAGGACAAAAAAAGGGAAGCUGGAUAUUUUUUAGCACGAAGCGCAUGACAAUUUAUCUGCUUGGUGGCUGUUCUGCUGAUUAAGUCUUUAUUAAUAAAAAAUAUUCCCCAUUGGAUCCGGUUGAGGAAAUACUGCUCCGAUUGGCUCACAAUUCUAACAAAAAUCGGAAUUUGUUGGCGCGGACAAAGGCAACAGUUCCCGGAAGGAGGUGGGAAACCUGAAAGGGGGGGUUGGGGGUAGGGGGUGGGCAGGGAUAUGCUACAUAGAGUGCAUACACAAAUAGCUUGAGUGAACAUGGUUAUAAGGACUAGUUUUGUACAACGUGUCUUGGUAAAUCUUUUUAAUAUUAGUGAGUCACUUGCUGUUUGAGAUCCCAUUUAUGGGAUAAUCAUGGUGUUUUUUUUUUCUUCUUCUUCUUUAAUUUGCUUGUUUGGGCUUGCUGUAUUACAUGAAUUUUAUUUAUUUUUAUUUAUUUUUAUUUUACCAUGUUUACUUUAGAAAAAUAACCCACAUCAUUUUGCUAAUUUCUUUGCCAUACUUAUCAGGAAGUUCCCUGCAUAAUAGAAGCCCCAAGAAAUGAAGUUGCCGGGAACCAUUCUGCAUAACUUUAGUUCUCCGGAAUGUGAUUGGUUGCAUUGAUUUUCUCUUGCUCGUGCCCCUUUAUUGAGUCCCUGCUGUAGCCCUACUUAAAGAUGAACGCUUAUAAAUUUCUCCCUGAUGCAGGGAGGCUCUGCUGACAGUGUAGGUUUGAAGGCCCUCUCAUCAUCUUUUGCCCAGAUCUGAUCACAGCAGGUGAUAGUGGUAGUGAUGGAAAAAUAAAUAAAUAAAUAAAUGUUUAACUGAGUUGUUCUAGUAGAGGAUCAGUUUCCACAGUACAUCACUCCAUCACUGGAAACUCCAUUAAAUUUUUCCCCAUGUUGAUUAGCAUGUCUGUCACUUUCAUUUUGGCCCUCCUUCAGUCAUUGCUCUCAUUCUUAUAUAGGCGUUAAAUGUAUUUUUUUUUUUAACACAAGACUAACUGUUCUUCCAUGACUGAAAUUCUGCAUUCUGUCUACACAGGCAAUCAAUAUUCAGCACCUAUUCAGCUUCUCCACUUAAAGAGGUUAGAGCACUGUGGAGAAGUAACCUGUCAAACACAGGUCAAAUGGGGCUUUGCUUGAGUCUCUUUUGUCUCUCCAGAAUUCCUCCAUGCGUCAGUAUGUGUAGAAAAGGCUGACUCUUUGCAUCCUUCCUAAUACUUUUGAUUACUAGUAGUGGGCGGUAUGACAGCUGAUCCCUUAAAUCAGUUGUAGUUCUUAUUAAAGUACAGAUUUUGAAACCUUUUACAUAACAACACAUUACCCUAUAUUCACACUGGCAAGCGACAACGCAACAAGCGACAGUUCGUUUUCUAUAUACAUGUGCAACACAGAGCUGCGAUUUCUGUAAGCGACAUUUGCAUUGAGAUUUUUUAAACUGUAUGCAAAUUAUGUACGAUGUGAUAAAGCGACUUAUCCAAACUUAUUGACUCAAAUGAUUUCCUGGACCAAUCCUGUGACACGUGUGGUCUGACUUUUCUUCAUUUCCCUAUUCAAACUUUAGUUCCCAUUUGCUGUUUGACCUGCAAAAAUGGAAGAAAUAACUUAUAACCGUAGUUUCAUGUUAUCCUGUCAUAUACGACCUAUCAUGACAAAAAAUCGUACAGUUAUCAUAUAAAGCUAGGACGAAGCCUGUCAUUGGUCAGUUAGUGAUCAAAUUCUUGUUGAGGUGUUAUAGAGACAAAAAUACUGUCAAAGUAUUUCAUAGUGAUGAGAAAGCUAAUAACAGUGCAAUCCUGCACUAUGGCUGCACUGAAGGCUACUGCUGGUAAGAUCGUUAGCUUAAAUAAUCACUUUUAAUUAUUUUAAAGGGAUUAGUAGAACAUACUAAUGUCCAUAUCGACAAAAUAGCAGGUAAACAUCAUAUUAUAAACAGUGUUGUUUGCAUAGAAAUAAAUAAGGAAAAGACACAGCAUUGGACCUGCCUGCUGUGUUUUGAUUGGCUCUUGUGCCUAUUGCAAUCAACUCUAUAUCUUAAAAAUAACAACUGCUGUUUAUUUUUUAUAAACAAUAGCAAUGAAGCAGUGUUGAUGCAAUACUUGAGUAUUUUACUAAAUGGCAAAUAUCAAUUUAGUUUGGUCUGUCUUCACAUAUUCAACAUGAAAUUGGUUCAGUUUGGUUUUAUAAUUCGUUCAACAGGAAACCAAAGAACACCAAAAAUAUCAUAUAUAAAAAUAUCAAUAUAACCAAAAAUAUCAAUAUAACUUGAACCACUGAAUUAUAUCAAUUACAUCAUCUUACACUAGACUGUCAUAUAAUUAUAAUCAUACAUACUGCCCACUCCUCCUUUCACAAAUGACCCCAAUGUAUUUGAAAUCUGAGAGCCCUAUGACUAAUACAGAGCCAUCAAGAAGUGAUUAAUUAAAGCGCUUGUGAGUUCAGAGAGAUAUGGGUUAUUCAGAAAAGUCACAGUGACACACAGGUAUGCUGCCAGUGAGAAGAGAGCGAGAGAGAGGAUAAGACAGAGGACUUUUGGGAAAAAUAGUAAAAAAAGAGAAAAUUAUGCAGUUGUCCCAGGGCCCAGGUGACCUGUGACAAGUCCCAAACAAGAUGUUCCCUUCUAGAACACGGCCUCUACUGGGCUGCUGCGUUCCUGCCGAGCAGCACAGUAAAUACAGCGCAGGAGAAGCUGGAGCAUUAACUAAAGCCCACUGCACAGCCUCGCUCACUCAAUCAAUACAGGUAUGUAUAUGCAAAGCAGCCCUGCCCCGAGUUCCCUUCCAAACGAGACUCCUUUUGAGCAGCGUUCAAAUUUAAUGAGCCGUUCAUACGAGGGCUCCAUUGAGGAUUUGUCCCAUAUAUUUGCAUGUAGGACGAAGGUGAGAGCUGGGAAACAUCAGUUACCGAGGAGAGCUGCAGGGCUCGAUCUCACACACCAUCCACAGGAUAAUCCUCACGACUGAAUGUAUUACAAAAUCGAGUGCCAUUUACAAUUUGUUUUGUUGGUUUUUUUUUUUUCUUUUUCUUUUUUUUUCUUUUGUUCUAUCUAAGCUUCAAAGGGACGGUCAGAAUGCCUGUUCAUGGGAACCAUAUCAGAGGGCAGUUGUAAUGUAGAUUAUUUGUCAUUAUGUCUUUAUUUCUGGUUAAAUAGGACUUACUCUUCUGGAGCACAAUAAAUGAUUUUAUUAAGCUGAA
Messenger RNA from Ictalurus punctatus (channel catfish), 7851 nucleotides. RefSeq names its product neuroligin 1 (gene nlgn1). Gene Ontology annotation, cellular component: postsynaptic specialization membrane; cell surface; synapse. Lineage: Eukaryota; Metazoa; Chordata; Actinopteri; Siluriformes; Ictaluridae. Gene Ontology annotation, biological process: neuron cell-cell adhesion; chemical synaptic transmission; modulation of chemical synaptic transmission. The transcript is spliced from 7 exons. The record is from RefSeq and is a predicted model, not a curated record. Bases 1340 to 3874 code for a protein of 844 amino acids. Gene Ontology annotation, molecular function: signaling receptor activity; neurexin family protein binding.